Messenger RNA from Pterocles gutturalis (yellow-throated sandgrouse), 1059 nucleotides. Its product is annotated as arylacetamide deacetylase-like 4. Gene Ontology annotation, cellular component: membrane. NCBI's taxonomy places the organism in Eukaryota, Metazoa, Chordata, Aves, Pterocliformes, Pteroclidae. Gene Ontology annotation, molecular function: carboxylic ester hydrolase activity. The record is from RefSeq and is a predicted model, not a curated record. The annotation marks the transcript as partial. The transcript has 3 exons.
GCAAAAUUUUUGGACAAAGUAGGUAUCACGUUAGAGGUCUAUAUCCUCAGGGGUGCAAUGGACGCAGUACCACCAUUAAAAGAUAAACAUCUUUUAAUCAGGGACUUAAGGUUUGAAAAGGUUGAAGUAAGACUUUACCAGCCAAAAAUACCAACAACUGGCCAAAGAAGAGGAAUAGUUUAUCUUCAUGGAGGAGCUGGACGGUUUGGAAGCAUUCGGGCCUAUGAAAGAACAUGCAGCUAUUUCGCUAGAAAAACCAAUUCAGUGGUUGUGUCUGUUGGGUAUCGCUUAGCUCCUGAGCAUCCAUAUCCAGCCCAGUUUGAGGAUUGUCUUGCUGCCACCGCACACUUUAUGAGGACUGCACAAGAGUACGGAGUAGACCCUUCUCGCAUUAUCGUCUGUGGAGACAGUUGUGGAGGCACACUCGCUGCUGCUGUUGCCCAAGCACUGGUGAACAGAAGAGACCUCCCCAAGCUGAGAGCACAAAUGCUAAUCUAUCCUUUUCUCCAGAGUGUGGACUUCAAUUUGCCUUCUUAUCAGCAGAAUGAGAAAGUCCCCAUUUUGUUAAGGGAACGAACCCUUGAGCUUAGUUUGAAGUAUCUUAAUAAAGACUUGUCACUCACAAAAGCAAUAAUUAAAGGCUGUCAUAUUCCAGAAGAUUUGCAACUGAAGUAUCAGAAAUGGGUGAGUCCCGACUACAUCCCUCAUGAGUUUAAAACAAGAGGCUACAAACCAAGUACAAGACAUCCAUUCUCAAAGGAACUCUACGCACAGGUCAAGUCUAUGUUUGACACCACUUUUUCACCACUGCUAGCUGAGGACAGUGUUAUUGCUCGACUUCCUGAGACUUUCAUUUUGACCUGUGAACUCGAUGUGCUUAGAGAUGACGGACUGCUGUACAAGAAGCGAUUAGAGGAUCAUGGUAUAAAAGUGACCUUGUGCAAUCUGCAGGAGGGAUUCCAUGGAGUAGUAUUCUUUGCUCUUUUAGGUCAGCAGAUAGGAUUCCGAGCUGGAAAGAAAGGCCUGGCAAAGAUGGUAAAUUUUCUAAGAUUGAUGUAA